Sodiomyces alkalinus F11 is the source of this 1394-nucleotide messenger RNA. RefSeq lists its product as hypothetical. The transcript is spliced from 2 exons. NCBI's taxonomy places the organism in Eukaryota, Fungi, Ascomycota, Sordariomycetes, Glomerellales, Plectosphaerellaceae. Bases 176 to 1057 code for a protein of 293 amino acids. The record is from RefSeq and is a predicted model, not a curated record.
GACUCGAGACCAAAACAUACCUGCCCGUUCAUAGCGUGCCUAGAGCCCGGUUUUGUUUUGCGCUACCGUCGUAUCACAUAACCAUGAUAGGGCUGGCUCCCAGAGACGCACGCGUGUGACGAUCAGAGAAGUGCGUGCACUUUAGGGACUGCAAAGCUACCAGCCAUCAACCAUCAUGGCCCGCUUCGCCUUCGCCAUUCUUGUCAGCCUAGGCCUUUUGCACACCACAGCAGCUUCGACUCCAGAGGAUGUCCUUCCGUCGUAUCAUUAUGGAGCGCCAAUUCACGUGGAGUGUUUGAACCGCAGCUCGGAAACUGGCGAACACAUCGCAAACGAACAAGACGACCUUCAAUGGGUCCCAUUCCCGGCAUGUAACGAGACGGGAAGGCCGCUCGAGUUCGGCUACGGCCACGAGGGCGAGCUCAACUGCACGAUCCCCUUCAUCGACGACCCGACGUACCAUCUCCUCGAGUUCUACGUGCACAACGACGCGCCCAUGGCCUGUCGCCUUCCCGCCCGCCCUGCGCCGCAGGUCCACGUGGUAGGCCAGAAGCCCUACGUGCAGGAAUACAUCCCCCUCGUGUUCGCAUUGGCGGGCACCCUCCAGCUCUCCCACUUGCACGUCAGCACGCAGAUGAACGUGCUGCUGCACGCGAAACCGAAGCACCAUAUCCACCACAAGGACUCCGGGGUCUUGGACUCGGGCGUGGCGUACAGCACCAGCCCGUUGAACACGAAGGCCUCGACUAGGCUGGUCAUCGGCGACGCGUUGCCGCUGCGGUUAUCGGUUCGGUGGUUCCCUACCCCCGCGCUGCCCAAGACGGAGGGCAUGGUGGAGUGGCAGGGUAUGGGGGGACAUAUAUACGCCAGCACCGUGUUCUAUUCGCUCGCGAGCUUCCUUGCGGGCAUCGUGGCGUCCGGGGCCUAUUUCUUUGGCAUUGUAUUGCCCAAACGGCUGAAGGGCCGGAGCCUCGGCGGCGCGACUCCGCUUGGGUAUGGAGUGAACAGUGGGGUGGGCAAUGGAUGGGGUUAUAAACCCUCGAAGCGCAUCGAUUAGUUGAUUCCCUGUUGAGUGCACUGAGAGGCGUAUGGGCUGGUUUGAUCUUUUCUGUGUCACAUUGCUACAUUUGGGAUAUGCAGGGCCUGAACAAUACCGUACCACCAAGCGUGCUUGGUUUACAUCCAGAUGGCCCCGUACAGGUCCAAGAGAGAGAGAGGGAGAGAGAGAGAGAGAGACAGAGACAUGGCGGAGAGGCACAUACUUUCCAACUAUAAUUACAUACAGAAGUGGGAGUGCAUACUCGUCACUGCGAUUUCUUCUCCUCCGAUGCAGCCUUAUAUUUCUCGCCCUCUUCAAUCCGAGCAAGCAAACGCUUGCCCAUAUCCAAGGCCAA